AAAAUUUGGAAGUUCUUCUAGUUUCGUGAUCGCGUUUCGUCCCAAAAUGAUAAAACUAGAUAGUUUCAUUGCCGAUAGUGAUAUCAGCACCCGCGAGGGGAUUGACGAGGUGUGCCAGAGGAUAGCGGACAAGGAGAAACAAAUCGAUGGACGGCUGGAGGAAAUCCUAUCACAACAAUGCCAGCUGGAGGCCAAGAUGCGCAGCAUCGGUGUCGCCCUGAGCAGCCUUAAUCUGGUGUCGGACAAAAGCCGGCAGCUUUCAACGGUGAUCAACCAUACGGCCACGCUGGCGGAAAGCGUAAGCGCCAAAGUGAGACGACUCGACGAGGCGCGGAGCCGCGUAUCGGAAUGUCAGCAACGUGUGCACGAUUUGAUCGAUCUGCAACUGUGCAGCCAGGGUGUGAUGGCGGCGAUCCGUGAGGAAGACUUUGAACAGGGUGCCGCCCACGUGAACCGCUUCCUUUCGAUGGACAAAACGUUGCUGCAGAAGACGGCCGACGACGUAAGCGGUUCGAUCACUUCCGUCAGCAAAGCCGUCUCGACGCUGGAACAGGCAACGGUGCAGAUCCGGCAGAUGGUUAGCCAGAAGUUCGAGGAAGCCGUCAAGCGUGAUGAUCUGGCAUCGGUGGAACGGUUUUUCAAAAUCUUUCCCCUCCUCGGAUUGCACGACGAAGGGUUGGAGCAGUUCAUCACGUACAUUUGCGGGAAGCUGGCGAGUAAGGCGGCCAAAGAGCUACGCUCCUCGAUGGACAUUGCCAAGGCCGAGAAGCGCACGGCCGUCGCGUACGCCGACACGCUAACGAUCCUGCUGGAGAAUGUAGCGCGCGUGAUCGAGGUGAAUCAGGCCAUUAUCGAGCACUGCUAUGGGCCCGGCCGAUUGGUACAGAUCUGUCGCUUGCUACAGCGCGAGUGCGACGACGAGAUGACCAAAUGUGUGCAGGAGUUUAACCGGAAUCGACAGACCAGUCGUCGGAUUGCACAGAUUAAUGAUUACAUUAAGGGUGCCGGUGCAGGUGGCAGUUCGGCCGUUGGUCACUUCCGUAAGGCCUCCGGUGGCGGUGGUUCGAUGGAUAAGCUGAACGCGAAAGAUAUCGACAGUUUGAUCGGUGAGAUCACAAUCAUGCAUUCGCGAGCCGAGCUGUACGUCAAGUUCAUCAAGCGACGUUGCACGAAUGAUCUGGAGAAAAGUUCACUUUCAGCGGAAGAGAAAGAGGAACGCCUGGCAGGUCUAAAUGCCAUGCUACAAAAGUCGCGCCUCAACACGCAAAUGCAGGAACUGCUGAGCACGUAUCUGCUAUUCGAGCGUUACUUUAUGGAGGAAAGCGUUUUGAAAGCGAUCACUCUGGACAGCCUGGAGGAUGGGCAACACUGUUCGAGCAUGCUGGAUGAUGUGUUCUUCAUUGUGCGCAAGUGCAUUCGCCGUUCUACCGGCACCCAAUCGUUGGAUGGAGUGUGUGCCGUGCUAAACAAUGCCGCUAGCUGCCUGGAGGAAGACUUUCUUCGCGCCUUGCGAACACCGCUGAAAGCAGGAUACCCGAGCGGAUAUCUCGAUCUGGCGCAAGCUUACAAUGCCUUUCAGACUUCGCUGCAGCAGGGCCGGCUACAGACGAGUGAUGCGGAUCAGGCACGGGCACGGUUCGUGGCCGCACUCAACAACGCCGACAUGGCGACCGAAUUCAUCGAGACACUGUGGAAAACGAUGGGCGAGGAAAUCGGUGGCAUGUUUCCGGCGAUGACGGGACGCGAACGGGAGAAGCUGGACAGCUGUCUGGGUGGAUUGCGGGCCGUCGGUGAUUCGUUGAAGGCGGCCGUUGAUUUUGGAUUCCAACAGCUUCGCUCAUCGGCGUUGAAGCCACGGAUACACCCGUGGGUUGAUCAGUUCGCAACGCACAACCAUAACCUGAGUGAGGAAGAGCUGGCCACUUACGAGGCCGGUGAAACGUUCGUUCAGUUUUUGAUCGUACAGAUCGAUGGGUUAUUGGCGGCGUUCAAGGCAGCACUAACGGCGCGCAACUAUGACGCACUGGUGAGCAUCGUGACCAGCGAGAUCACCGCACGGAUGGAGCGGGCGAUUAAGAAGACGACCUUUAAUAGGCUCGGUGGGUUGGUGUUGGAUCAGGAGGUAAGAGCGUUGUCUUCGUACCUGACCGGAGCCACUUCGUGGUCGGUACGGGACAAACUGGCGAAAUUGCUGCAGAUGGGCACGAUACUGAAUCUAGAAAAUGUGGCCGAACUACCGGAAUACUGGGAGUCAUCAUCCGCCAGCUGGCGUCUGACGGCCAAUGAGGUGCGCUCUAUAUUGGCAUUAAGAAUUGAUUUUAAAAUGGAAGACAUAAAGAAGCUGAAACUUUAAGUGCGUUAAUAAAGAUAAAAUAGAUACUAGACAUGGUUAAAGUG
Messenger RNA from Anopheles aquasalis, 2397 nucleotides. It is a transcript of the gene Cog4, whose product is annotated as conserved oligomeric Golgi complex subunit 4. NCBI's taxonomy places the organism in Eukaryota, Metazoa, Arthropoda, Insecta, Diptera, Culicidae. Gene Ontology annotation, cellular component: COG complex. The record is from RefSeq and is a predicted model, not a curated record. Gene Ontology annotation, biological process: Golgi organization; retrograde vesicle-mediated transport, Golgi to endoplasmic reticulum.